GAAGCCGCAGAAGUGCUUCCGGCUUGUUGUUCGGCUCGUGUGUAUCUUUUUGAGUUCCCCCUCAGUUCACGAACAUCUUCACAAACGCAUAAAAAGCAGCAGCAGAAAUGGCACGUAACGCUGAGAAGGCCAUGACGGCUCUGGCUCGGUUCAGACAGGCUCAGCUGGCGGAGGGGAAAGUCAAGGAGAGGAGACCUUUUCUGGCGUCGGAGUGCAGUGAACUUCCGAAAGCCGAGAAAUGGAGACGACAGAUCAUCAGCGAGAUCUCAAAGAAGGUGGCUCAGAUCCAGAAUGCUGGUCUUGGCGAGUUCAAGAUUCGGGAUCUGAACGAUGAGAUCAACAAGCUGCUGAGGGAGAAAGGUCACUGGGAGGUCCGGAUCAAAGAACUGGGAGGACCGGACUACGCGCGAGUCGGUCCGAGGAUGUUGGAUCACGAAGGGAAGGAGGUUCCAGGGAACCGAGGGUAUAAAUACUUUGGAGCAGCCAGAGACCUGCCGGGAGUCAGGGAGCUGUUUGAAAAGGAGCCUUCCCCGGCGCUGAGGAAGACGAGGGGUGACCUGAUGAAGGAAGUGGACGCAGAGUAUUACGGCUACAGAGACGAAGACGACGGAGUGCUGCUUCCUCUGGAGGCCAAGUACGAGAAACAAGCUUUGUUGGAGGCGGUGCAGAAGUGGAGAACAGAGAAAGAGUCUCGUCUGUCAGGGGAAAAGCAACCGGAGGAAGAGGAGGAGGAGAGUAUCUACGCGGUCCACAAAGAAGAGCCAGAGGAUGAUGAGGAGAACCGGGAGGAGCAGGAGGGAGAAGAGGGGGGAGUCACCUUCAUUGCACACGUACCUGUUCCCUCACAGAAAGAGGUGGAGGAGGCUCUCGUCAGGAGGAAGAAGAUGGAGUUGUUGCAGCGUUACGCCAGUGAGACUCUUCAGGCUCAGAGUCAGGCGGCCAAAACUCUGCUGGGACUGUAACCAGUCUGUCUGUUCUGUAAACCAGUCUGUCUGUUGGUGUAAAUAUAGGCUUCUUUUUUUUUUUUUUACUCUACCUGUUUCUUAUUAAAACAUUCUUCAGCUCA
Cyclopterus lumpus (lumpfish) is the source of this 1066-nucleotide messenger RNA. RefSeq names its product ISY1 splicing factor homolog (gene isy1). NCBI's taxonomy places the organism in Eukaryota, Metazoa, Chordata, Actinopteri, Perciformes, Cyclopteridae. The transcript is spliced from 11 exons. Gene Ontology annotation, biological process: generation of catalytic spliceosome for second transesterification step; mRNA 3'-splice site recognition. The record is from RefSeq and is a predicted model, not a curated record. The coding region runs from base 108 to 962 and encodes 284 amino acids. Gene Ontology annotation, cellular component: post-mRNA release spliceosomal complex; catalytic step 2 spliceosome; post-spliceosomal complex.